UUUGUUUGGGUUGAGCAAUACUUAUUACACAAUAAUUUGGUCGCGCGACGGCUGACGCCGCUUAUCGCUGCCCCAACAUUCGCCAGUCCCAGACUUAUACCACUAUACCUACUUAUACAUAGCAACCCGGGCUUUGUUUUCUCUCCUACACCCACAUAUCCACACAUACACACACACAAACCCACCCUACUACCUCCCCCCUACCUCCCCUAUAAUCCUCAACUUCUUUCCCUUAUUCCCGCGCCCGUGUUUAGAGGUUUAGAGGAGGAUGGCUACCGAUUUCAUGAUGCCUAGGCUACAUGAACAGCCACAUGCGCAUUUCUACCCUUAUCAAGCGCAACCGCAAAUUACUCCGUCGCAAUCCCCAACCUAUCCGUCCCAGGGUUACCAAUCUCAGCAAAUCUCGCCCUUGAGCACUUCCAACAAUAAUGGCUCGCCAACAUCCCCAAAGCCAUACCAUCGCCAGCGAUUACGACCUCUUUACGUGCCUGCCGUUUUGCGACCGACCGAACACCCAUCUAAGAAAAUGUCGGGAAGUAAAGUAGAAGCGCAUGAUGAUGAGAGUCAACUGUCGUGUAGCAACAGCUUCAUCAGCCUAUCUGGAUUAGGUAUGUUGGGUCGCUUAAGCCGUCGCACGACAGGUGACAGCGGCAAGUGGGUAGAGGGUGAAUGGGAUUUGGAUAUGUUCCCUAUGCCGACGGCGCAACCCACGCGGCAACACUGGAAGCCCGACCCAGAUUCUACCAUUUGCGACGAACCUUCGUGUAUGCGCCACUUCAACUAUUGGACGCGGCGGCACCACUGUCGGAAAUGUGGCAAUAUAUUCUGCGACUGGCACUCCGCGUUUGAUGUUCCUCUUGACCAAGACGCAAACUACAAUCCAAGAGGCACCCCUAGCCGAGCCUGUUCCCAUUGUUUCUCGGAGUUCAAGACAUGGCGCAGCCGGACAAAUAGCCAGGCUUCCAGUGAAGAUUCCAGAGAGUCGCAAACUGCACCUGUGAGCCCUACUGCUUCAACCCCGACGGCAAUUCAAGGGGUACACAACCAACAUCAGGACAUGGCCAUGAGUGUCCCUCGAGACUGGAAUUGGAGCACAUUCUAAGUGACUUCAAGCACGCAAACCAAAUUUUAUCAUUUACUCAUCCAUUCACCCUAAACCACCCGGGCGCUCUUCCCCGACCAAUACCAGUAUCUGUUCAUCUAGAUCAGCCCCCGAUGCGAUCUCAGCAACAGGAUUCCGAUGCACCUAAUUUAU
Messenger RNA from Hypoxylon trugodes, 1255 nucleotides. Its product is annotated as FYVE-domain-containing protein. Gene Ontology annotation, biological process: protein targeting to vacuole; protein transport to vacuole involved in ubiquitin-dependent protein catabolic process via the multivesicular body sorting pathway. The record is from RefSeq and is a predicted model, not a curated record. Bases 269 to 1102 code for a protein of 277 amino acids. The transcript is spliced from 2 exons. Gene Ontology annotation, molecular function: metal ion binding; phosphatidylinositol-3-phosphate binding; ubiquitin binding. Gene Ontology annotation, cellular component: ESCRT-0 complex. Lineage: Eukaryota; Fungi; Ascomycota; Sordariomycetes; Xylariales; Hypoxylaceae.